Molecule: messenger RNA, 5468 nt
Organism: Centropristis striata (black sea bass)
Lineage: Eukaryota; Metazoa; Chordata; Actinopteri; Perciformes; Serranidae
Gene: tp53inp2b
Product: tumor protein p53-inducible nuclear protein 2
Exons: 4
Coding region: 551-1099 (182 amino acids)
Biological process (GO): positive regulation of DNA-templated transcription; autophagosome assembly
Cellular component (GO): nucleus; autophagosome
Source: RefSeq, a predicted model, not a curated record
CGUUCUACAUUCUGAUCCGAGGAUCAGCUGGAGGCAGCAAUAAACAGAAGGAAAAUCUGCAGCGGAAAAAAUAGAAGAGAGGAGGAAAAAAAAGCUGCAGAUGUUAUAAUCUAAAAAACAUCAGUGUAAAUUUUUUACACGAAGCCCUUCUUCUAAGAAGAAAGCCUUUUAUUUUUGUAUCAUGGUGUUUUAACUACCUCACUUAAAGACUAUCUAAAGCUAUGCUUUAAGAAUUGUUGUCCUUUCUACUGUGUGUGAGAUCUCGUUUACAACUUGAAUAAUAUUGCAAAGGCAGGCCUUUGCUCCAAACCAAGUGAAACCUUACAUUUGCACUACAGAAGCCUGUCCACUCCUGUUUGUCAAAACCGAGAUCCAGCAAAGGGCUUCUCAGACUCAAAAAAAAAAAAAAAAAACCUGACAAAGAAUUGCUUGAAACAGCAACAAACGUAAACACAAAUAAGAAAUUCAAAAAGGCAGCUACAGCUUUUUCUUUGUGGACGAAAAGAAAAAAAAGCACCUGAGUCAUCAACACUUGACAACACACGCAGUCAUGUUUCAGCGUCUGAGCAACCUGUUGUUUGGGGAGGUAGAGGAGGUGGCGGCGGAGCUGAAUGGACCCAAACCCUGUGUGACGGAGGCCGACGAGGAGGGAUGGAUGCUCGUCAACCUGCCUGAGGGAGCCACAGCAGAGGCCAGCCCGAUGGAGGACCUGCUCAUCGAGCACCCCAGCAUGUCUGUGUACGUCUCCCCGAGCAACUUCUCCAUCGUCUCCAACGGCAACCUGUCUGUGGUGGGAGAAGAAAGCAUCGUCAGCCUGGCGAGCAGCGUGAGCAGAGUGGCAGAGCCAGCUGCUGCCCCCGCCACCCGCAGCACCAUGCCCACCAGGGUGAGCCGUGGAGCAGCUGCCCAGGCCGGAGCUCUGGCCAAGGUCACCCAGGUGGCCCGGGUCCAGCGUAGCAAAGCCCGCAUCGAGCGACGCCAUCUGGGUCGCAACCGCAUCCAACGUCAGAACCGCACCAGGGAGCAGGUCCCUCGCCACGCAGCCCACGCCAGAAACACCUUACUUCACCAGCCCAGCAAGCGUAACUUCUGCCACUAAACCCCUCAGUCACCAGGGGGCAUCGUUUACUCUGAGGGCAUUAGUAGAGCUUAGUCACCUCCAUGACACACACACAAGAUUAAAUAUAUUCAGCCACUGCUUAUUUGCUUUAAUUUCUGCACAUUAUAUCAGAUACCAGUAGACCAGUAGCUUUUUCUGUUUUGGUCUAGUCACAAAUGGACUUCACCUGGUAGUUUUAUGCCCCAUUCUGCUGUUAUGAACCAAGCCCUCUGAGUAGACCUUCGUAGACCUUUAUUAUAAUUGUUGUCCAUUGCAGUAUCCAAACAACUAAAAAAAAAAAUAUUUAUACAGGUUUUCCUUAGUAACAUCUGAAAAACGACAAAAAGUUUAGCUUUAUUGAUUUAUCUAUCUACCUAUCUUAGUAAAAUACUCUUUUUUCUUUCACUCUUCUCAAGGCAUGUUUUUAAUUUAAUUAAUUUAACUAAAUUCAAUCGCUGAGAUUUCAAAAAUUGAAACCCAAGUGUAAUUUAGGACUUUUGGUGGAAACCAUGCAAGACAGAGAUCUUUAUAAUCAUCGCAGAGAAAACAACUCAUCAUGUCUUCGAAGCUUUUUCCUUUACAGGUGAUUGUUUGUUUGUUUGUUUUUUUAGAAAAGGUGGAAGGAUAUACCGUGUGUGACGAGUGUGAGAGGAAAAUCACUAGACUAUGUUUCUCUCAAAGUAAGAGACAAAGGUGAGGAAACAUGGGGCAAACCCUGUUUCAUCACAGGAAACAAACGUUGUGAUAUUUCUCUCUGCUCACUUUGUGAAGGAUGAGAGUAAGUCGAAGAUGGUGAGAGUAUGUGCAAAACAGACUAAAGAGUAAAAAAGUAAUGUUGGAUUAGAACUGGAGAGGUUCCGAUACCAUUUUUUCCCUCUAAUGUUGCGACCACAAUGUUGAGUUAGCAUUGAUACGCUAAUGGCUACUCUUGUAGCUGUAACAAGCAGCGCCGCUAGCAUCAGUUAGCCGCUAGCAUCAGCUUCGUUGUGCUAACUUACAUUAUUGCCCUAAAUGUCAAUCAUUUAUAUUUCCAAGUUUUACCAACUUAAAUCACUGUUUUAGGCCAAAAAAUACAAGUUGGCUUUUUUGCAGUGUACUGGUAUCGGAAUCGGAACAACUCUAAUUAGAACUAGACAUUAUUAAAAGGGAUGAAGAUGAAAUAGUCAUAGGAAAGUGUUUUGUAACCCCCUGAGCACCCUGUGAGCCCUUGUUGUGUUACUCUGGAUCAUAAAUAAUGCACCUUUUUGUGAACAUAAAGGCUGGUGGUAUGGGCUCCCAUAGAAUUAUUGACAAGGAGUAUCAAUGGGGCUGAGGUAAAAAGAUACAGGGCUUGUCUUUGGGUUACAUGGUAUGGCAGGUUAUAGCAAGUGGAGAGCGGUAUUGAUGGCAACUCUUUAUUUUGUUUUGUGACAUUGUUUUCUGCUCAUUUUGUCUUGUAAAUCAUCACAUUAUACACAGCGUCUCUCUCUGCAUGGUUCCACCAAAAAGAAUGAAAAGAAAACUUGUUCCUAUCAGAAGAGAAAGUAAACUUUUGGCCUUUCAGGCCAGCAAGUAAAACGAUCCUUUCCUGUGGAUCGUUCGCAGCAUGAUGAUCAUUAAAUGUGUGGUCUGUAAAAGGCCAUUUUCAUCCACAGUGUGUGCUGUGAUCUUAUCCAUGUGAACACCAAAAUGAAAUCAUUUUAGACAUCAGUCCAUCAGGGAAAGGGGAAGAAAUGUUUUCUUAACACCCCGACAACACCCAACUUCCCUUCGACACGUUCAGAACCAUCAUCUUGCAUCAUGCUUGUGCAACUCAUCGCUCUCUAACAUCUGCUCCAUCGCUGUCCGUCCCUUUCUCAUUAGCACAUCCGGCUCUAGCAGUUUCCACUUAAAGAACUAGCUUAAUGAUAUGUAUUCAACAACAAUAGUAAACAAUGGUGCUGAAGUGUAUACUAAUGUUUGUAAAUUAUUUGAGACAUGGAUGUAAGUUUGCACUGUCAUACAUUUUGUGAGUCAAAGUUUUAGCGGUGUGCUGUGUGCUUGUUUUUUUCUUUUGUGAUGAUUUUUUUUCUUUUCGUUUUGAUUCAAAUUGUGUGUGAGAAAGUGUACUGACACGUCAAAUGCUAGAAAAAAAAAAACACAUGAAUAAUGGUCAUUUAUUUCUCUUGUAAAUAUUACAAAAACAGUUUAUAAUGCUCCGUUAGAUGUCAAAGGCUCUCAGGACUCGAGUCCACAACGUUGAGAAUCCUCUCUCUGCCUCACCUCUGCGCUCAUUAUCAAAUCAAGAGGGCAUUUCAGUGGCCAAACGUGGCGUCUUUGCCCCAACUUCAGUCUCGUCUCUUUGAGAUGCUCCAUAAAAACAGCACUAGACUCAGAGUUGAUGUGCCAUAGGCAAACACUGCCCUCCAGAGGCUCCACUUAGCACAGCUCUAGCUGUAUGGAUGCUGGCGAGGACACAGUACAACGACAUGCUUUGUCGUUGGGGGUUCAUGUUAGAUUAUUUGGAAAAUGGAAAUUUUUGUCUCAUUUAGAUCAUCUUGAAAAAAAUAUAUUUUCCCUUGAAUCACUUUUUUUUCUUUCAUUUCUGCCAAUAAUCCUAUAAAUUACUCUGUUUUAUUUGAAAUCUGUUAAUAUCUGUUAAUUUAUGAUAUAAUUAUGAAUUUUAUUCUGUUUAAAGAUGUCUAUUAUGUACCCCGUUGAUUACUUUGAAUGGUGCAGGAGAGGGAUCUGAGGUGAUGAGUGUAAAAUGCACACACACCCACACAUAGAGAUCUAUUUAGGCUUUCUCACUCCCAAGAGGCUUACUAUUCUAACUGAUUGUGUGUCCAAUGUUGGAUUCUGUUUGCCUGUUGUACAAUGGUACAUAGAAAGUGACAAACAGGGUAAUAUUAAUGAGACAUCACAGGCAAAUGUGUCUGUAAACUGCAAAAAAGGGGUCUAAAAAACAGAUAAAAACACUCAAUCGGAGGGAAAUUAUCUUGCUGCAUGGACAGAUAAUUUUACUUGACAAUAAAUAGAUAAAUUAUCUAACACUUGUAAAUCUAAAGUAAAAGUAGAAGUACCAUGGCAGAUAAUUGGUCUUGUUUCGAACAUGUAACAAUGAUUUUUGUGCUACAAGUUUUCUGAAAUGUUGCUUCGAAAGGCAAAGUAUGCAUUGUCUUAAUGUGCUAAUUUGCAUUACAAUUAUCUGCCAGUGCAGUUUGCCAUUGUAGAAUGGUACAUAGAGGUGUCUAAAAACAAGAUAAAAACACUAGAUGUGAGGGAAAUGAUCUUGCUGCAUGGACAGAUAAUUUCACUUGACGAUAAAUAGAUAAAUUAUCUAACUUCUAAAUCUAAAGGUUUUUUUUUUUUAUCUUGGUAAGAAACAAAUAAUUGUCAGGUCACUCUGCUCGGGCCAGUUCAUCGCUGCUUGCAGCUUUAAUUUAUCUUGUUUUAGAUUUACAGUUAGAUGAUUAAAUAAGCACAUAAAGCUAUGGUCAGUAGGUAAAUUAUACUCAAAACAAUAUAAUUAAGAUACUACUGCUAGAUAUGAGAAGAAAAUACUUGGUAAGCUUCAUGUUUUUUGCAGUGUUGCAUAAAAUUACAUUUCUCAAGUACAACCUCAAUUUAAGUGUACACUGCAAAUUAUUUGGUUCUUACGAAGAUAAAAAGAACUUUGUUAGAUAAUUGAUCUUGUUUUAGGAGUUCAUUUCUUAUUUUAAGCGUUCAACAUGCUUAUUUCUAGAUUUAACAAUCUUAAUUUAAGAAAUCUUGUCAAGUGAAAUUAUCUGUCCAUGCAGCAAGAUCAUUUCCCUCAGAUUUAGUGUUUUUAUCUUGUUUUUAGACACAUUUUUUUGCAGUGUGUGUGUGUGCAUUUGCAAAGUAAAGAUCCCCACAGAUACCUCUCCAUCGCUGCAAACCUGUCCUGUUUGCCUCAGUUUUUAAUUUUUUUCCUUUCUCACCUGUGUCAUGUAAAAAGGAAAUGUUUUCUCAGUAUGUUGUGUGUGAUUAUUGAAACGUGUGGUUUUGAGGGUGAAAGUCAUCCAACAAUGUGGAGAGGGAGUGGUCAGCUGAUGUGUCGAGCCUAUAUGAUUGGACAAAAACAUGAGGCAGGGGAUAGUUUAUAUAUUUAAAAAAAAUAAUAAUUAAAUGUAUCAUAAAAAAAUACAAUAGAAUAUGCUUGUAUUUUCCCAUAUAGUUAUUAUAACAGUUAAUAACCAAUAGGAUGUUUUAAAACGAGAGGUGUUGAAUGUCUGGGGAGGUUCAGAUGUUUUAUGUUGUGCCCUGAAAUGAUAAGGCAGCUUAAAAACACUUGGGGUUUCACCCAUGUUACAUCUCAAUUAGUACACCCAUCCCCUCCAAAAAAAAAAGAAAUAUAUAGACUUAUAAAAUUUGGUGUAUCUGAUAUCUA